CUUUGUGUUACUGCACAGUCAAAUCAAAAAAAAAAAAAAAAAAAAAAUUAAUAUCAUUCCUGCAUAAUUUUUACAUAAUUUAAAAAAAAAUUCUUGUUCCCAUUAAUAUUCCUUUGAAACAAAAAAUUCGGCGUUCCACAAAGCAAAGGAUGUCUUUCAUCAAGGAUCAAAAGAAACGCUCAUCCAAUAAUUUAAAUUUAAAUUCAAUAUUAUUUCCGAAUAGUUUUGAAAAACAAAUUAGCCAACAAUCUAAUAUUUGUAUAAUAACAAAUAUAAUUCCAAUAAAGUGUCAAUAGAAGAAAAAUUAACUGUUUUCCACAAUCGCAUUGAUAUUAAAUUCUUCUCUCUUAAUCACCCAUAAAUUUAUCAAUCAUGAACUUUCCCGGUUUUAUCGCGAUUAAUUCCUUUCAAUGACAGUUAUCGCUAAUUAUCGCCGACUGCGUACAUAUACGUGCGUGUCGAGUGAGCGGCUCAUCGCGUCGCUGCACCAGCAGCUAUGCAAAUUACGCCGUCAGGCCAAUUUGCAGUCGGCUUCGCUACGGCACGUGCAAUGCGCGGUACGCAACAUGGAGCCAGUCAAGGGGUUCCGACUGAAUUACAUCGACGUCUCGAAGGAGUUCAUGGGAACUCUGGGGGCUGAGGCGUCUAUGAAAAGUCUGCUACGCUCUUCAGAAGAAUUCGCUCAACGUGUAACGAAAGGGCCACUGCCUGCUCGGCUUCUGCCGGAUAUGACGUCAGACCGUGGAACAUCAAAGUUUCAGAAGGCAGGUGUGAUUAAUAUAUAGUGUACCAAUACGAAACCUACGAGACUGGUUAAUUACAGGAAAUUUUGUAUAAAGUUGGAUGAACAAUAAAUUAAAUUCUUGAUCAUUAUUCAUUCAACAUUGUUUCGUUUUUAUUAUAUUUAUUUUUAGAAUUUUUUUCUUUUCUUAAUAAGAAAUGGUAGAUCUUAUGUCGGUUUUUCUUUGUUUGUCUCUUUCUACAUAAAAUAUGAUGAUGAUCAGUACCUUUUUUUCUUACUUUUUUCUUUACGAAUGUACAA
Messenger RNA from Apis dorsata (giant honeybee), 1042 nucleotides. RefSeq lists its product as uncharacterized. The record is from RefSeq and is a predicted model, not a curated record. Bases 411 to 785 code for a protein of 124 amino acids. NCBI's taxonomy places the organism in Eukaryota, Metazoa, Arthropoda, Insecta, Hymenoptera, Apidae. The transcript has 2 exons.